Molecule: messenger RNA, 7027 nt
Organism: Pangasianodon hypophthalmus (striped catfish)
Lineage: Eukaryota; Metazoa; Chordata; Actinopteri; Siluriformes; Pangasiidae
Gene: mical2a
Product: microtubule associated monooxygenase, calponin and LIM domain containing 2a
Exons: 28
Coding region: 699-4427 (1242 amino acids)
Molecular function (GO): FAD binding; protein binding
Source: RefSeq, a predicted model, not a curated record
CGAAAAUGUGCAUUCAGCGCGCGCAACGAAGGGCUCGUUCUAAGCGCGUAUAAAAGCGUCCAUCUAGUUUGGGCUUUUUACAGUGAAGUAUGCGCUUAACCACAAAUCAGGCAUUUCACGUGCGCAUUUUGAGCUAUGUGGACUCAGAAGACAGAGCCGUGUUAGCUUUUCUUCCCCUGACGCUGCGUUGCUCCUCCUCGGGCGUAAUAUCCUGUUUUUUUUUAGAUGCCCAGUCACACUAAACUGGUGAAUUAACGUUGCGUCGCGCGCUCACGUCUGAGCGUUCAAAAAAAAAAAAAAACACGCUCGCGGCUUAAGGCGGUGACGGGCGCGUGCCUGCAGCUCGGAGCGCACUGGCCGCGCGAGACACACACAGACGGAUAUUCACGAGGCUGAGAUUCUCACGUGAACGGGAACGCUAAACUUGGCAAAAAACUUGCGGAAGAGGAAGUUUGAUGGUCAGGGCUUCUGCAUGGCAGAGUGAAUCACCUGCUCGGGUAGAAAGGAAAGAGUCGAAGCUUUCCACCAGUACAGCACUCUCCAUAGAGGAGCAGUAAAGAUAGCCCAGGGCUACGGAUCCGGGGUUUAACCCUAGCUCUCCGCCAAGAGAACAGGAGAAGAAGAACAGCACUUGAGAGGGAGAAAAAGAGAGAGAGAGAGAUCAGCAAGCCAGUGUCUUCACUCCAACAGAGCGAAGGAUGGGAGAGAUGGAGGAUGAAAAGAGCCAGGCAGGGAGGAUGUUUGAGACCUUCAUCCAGGCGUCCACCUGUAAGUCCACGCUGCAGGCCUUUAACGUCAUGUGCACUUACCUGGAGCUGGAUCCUCUGGAGCAUGACUCCUUCUACAGCAGCCUGAAGAGCAGACUGACCUGCUGGAAGGCCAAAGCGCUGUGGAGUAAACUGGACAAGAGAGCCAGUCACAAGGAGUACAAGAAAGGCGAAGCCUGCGUAGGCACAAAGUGCUUGAUAAUCGGAGGAGGACCCUGUGGUCUGCGUACUGCUAUAGAGCUGGCUUUCCUUGGUGCCAAAGUAGUGGUGAUCGAGAAGAGAGACACAUUUUCCAGGAACAAUGUUCUGCACCUGUGGCCCUUCACCAUCCAUGACCUCAGAGGCCUGGGGGCUAAGAAGUUUUACGGCAAGUUCUGUGCGGGCGCCAUAGACCACAUCAGUAUUCGGCAACUCCAGCUCAUGCUCCUGAAGAUUGCGCUGAUUUUGGGGGUUGAGUUCCACAUCAAUGUGGAGUUUGUAAAGCUUCUGGAGCCUCCAGAAGACCAGGAAAACGAGGGGCCUGGUUGGAAGGCGGAGAUCCGGCCAUCAGAUCAUCCUAUAGCUGACUUUGAUUUCGAUGUUGUGGUCGGGGCUGAUGGGAGACGAAACACACUUGAAGGUUUCAGACGGAAGGAGUUCCGCGGGAAACUGGCCAUCGCCAUUACAGCCAACUUUAUCAACAGGAACACGACAGCAGAGGCCAAAGUGGAGGAAAUCAGUGGCGUGGCCUUCAUCUUCAACCAGAAGUUCUUCCAGGACCUCAGACAGGAGACGGGCAUUGACUUGGAGAACAUUGUGUACUACAAAGACAACACGCACUACUUCGUCAUGACGGCUAAAAAGCAGAGUCUUCUGGAUAAGGGAGUCAUCAUUCAUGAUUAUAUCGACACGGAGGCUCUGCUCAGCAGUGACAACGUGAACCAGGAGGCUCUGCUAUGCUAUGCACGGGAGGCUGCUGACUACGCCACGCAUUACCAGCUGCCCACACUGGAGUACGCCAUGAAUCACCUCGACCAGCCAGAUGUAGCCAUGUUCGACUUUACCUGUAUGUAUGCCUCAGAAAACGCCGCACUGGUCAGAGAGAGGUUUGGACAUCAGCUGCUGGUGGCACUGGUGGGAGAUAGUCUGCUGGAGCCUUUCUGGCCCAUGGGUACAGGGUGUGCCCGUGGCUUCUUGGCAGCCUUUGAUACAGCCUGGAUGAUCAAGAGCUGGGCACAGGGCAGAGGGCCACUGGAAGUGCUAGCUGAGAGGGAGAGUCUUUACCGACUGCUACCUCAAACAACACCUGAAAAUAUCGCCAAGAACUUCGAUCAGUACACCAUAGAUCCUGGAACACGUUAUCCCAACCUCAACUCCAACUGUGUCAGACCACACCAGGUCCGUAACUAUUACAUGUGCGGUGAACUGAAGACCUGCUCCUUGGAACGAGCUGCUACCAUACGGCGCCCAGUUAAUCUGGCACGACGAGAAUCUGAGAUCAGGCCCAGCAGGUUGCUGACGUGGUGUCAGAAGCAGACAGAGGGCUAUCAAGGCGUCAGUGUGACUGACCUGAGCUCAUCGUGGACCAGCGGCCUGGCCUUCUGCGCUCUUAUCCACCGCUUCAGAUCACACCUCAUUGAUUAUGAUUCCCUUAACGAAGAAGACUCUGCUAAAAAUGUCCAGCUGGCAUUUGACACAGCGGAAAAGGAGUUUGGCAUCAAGCCGUUCACUACGGGCAAGGAGCUAGCAUCCGGCCAAGAGCCAGACAAGAACAGCAUGGUGACCUACCUGUCCAAAUUCUACGAGCUCUUCAGGGGAACGCCUCUGCCAUCUUCAGAUUCAAGAAGAGAAAUAGGGGGAAAUAAUGAGGAAUGCACUGAAAAAGCUUCUCAACCUGUUUAUAGAUCAAUGAGCUUUACACAGCCGCGAAAACGGAUCCCAAAGGAUGACAAAAAGGUGGAAGAUAAUGAUUCUUUUUUCAAAAGAAGACGGAGGACAGUCUGCAGUUUUUUGGAACAGGAAAACAAUGUCUCUGGUCAAAACACAGCAUCUGAGAGGCAGGAACUGAAAGAGAAUAAAGUCAAAUUCAUGGCUUCCCAGCUGCUGGCGAAGUUUGAGGAGAGCACUCCAAGCUGCACUCUGCGUAGGCAGCUUACCGCAAAUUUUCUGAGCCCUCCGAGACCGCCAUCACUCGAUCUGACAGAACUCCCACUCUUCAUAAAACCUAGGAAGAAAACCCCACCACCUCCACCUCCUAAAAAACAGAUCCAGCCAUCAGCCUGCUCAGCUCCUCUCCUCCCUUUUCCCUUUAACAUCCCUCGGCGUGACUGCCAAAAUCUCACCCACCCUCUUCACGCUCCACACUCACGCUCACACUCUAAGCCUACCGACACACACGUGCAACCCACCUCACACUCAGAGAAACCAGAAGCAGACCACGCUGCAUCCUGUCACUCUGCCAUACUGACCAUGAGAGCAAUGCUGCAGCGUCUGCAGAGAGUGGAGGAGCAGAUCAGCCAGAGGAAAGUGCAGACAGAAAACACUAGAGAGUUUCGUAGAAAAAGCAUAAAGGAGAAAGCCGUCCACCUGAGCUCUCUGUUCUCUGGUAACAACAUUGUCCCACGUCAGCCUGAGGUACAGCCUCCUAAAAAAGACAUUCAGAGAGACUCAGUGAAUGGGUCACAUAUGUUAAGUAGUAAUAGGAGCACCUCGAGUCUUACCUGUGAAAAAGAAACAGAGAUGACUCAGUGGAAAAGAGAUAGAAAUAUUAAGACUUUUAAGAAGACUGCAAUCAACCUUCCUCAUUCCAGCUCACUUUUACCUCCAUCACAAUGUUCUCCUACUUCCUCCUGUUCAUUCCCAUCCAGCAAACCUCAGCACUUAGGGAUGCUGCUUUCUAAAAGAGAUACUAAAGGAGAAACAGAGAAUAACUCACAUGUGCGCACUGUUGGGAAAGUGUCUCUGGUGGUAGAAGCUCGGGCUGAAAGGCUGCUUACUCUCUAUGAGAACGAUCACAGGCCCAAAGACGCCUGUUUAACCUCACCGGGUUCCUUGAGGAGGGAAUUCCCCCAGAGCUUGGGUGAUGUGUGUUAUGCAUGCAAGAAGCGGGUGUACGUGGUGGAGCGCUUGAGUGCCGAGGGGCUGUUCUUCCACAGAGAGUGUUUCCGCUGUGAUACCUGUAGCGCUCCUUUAUGUCAGGGCGGACAGGCUUUCGACUCAGAACAGGGAAAGCUGUAUUGCAAGCUCCAUUUCUCUCAGCGUAAAUGUGCUAUAAAGCGCGGCAGGAUGUUGGAGCCACAGAUGCCAUCUGAAAGCACCACCCAGAAAAGUGCAUCUCCGAGUCCAGCCGAGAGUGACAGCAGCUCUGCGCAGUCUCCAGGUACUCUGUCCUCUGUGCUGAGGAGAAGCCUGCUCUGGCCGCUGCACGUGAGCCGGGCUGUGUGUGCUACGCCGCGUCGUGUUUGUAACUGGCUGGGUGGGAAAGCUCAGGCUCUGGGCCAGCACCUCAGGGAAAACGCAGAUGACUACACCAUCCUGUACGAGCUGCUGAGCGUGGGGGUGCCCCUGCUCGUGGCACUCUAUGAAAUCCUGCUGCAGAUGCAUGCCGAGACCGGACCUCUCGACCUGCAGCCCCUGCAGCAGUGGCUCGAGCAGCACCUGGGCCGUGGGUUCCUCACGUAGACCACUAGGCUAAAGCUUUUAUUCUUUACCCUCCAUUAUUGAAAAAAUAAAUGGUCCAGCACUCUGAAAACUGAUGGUUAGCUGAGAAUAACAACAUUUUUUUACUAGAACGUGAACACUUUGUUCACUUGACAUGCUGUAUGAACCUUGAGAUGACUGCUGCUUAUUUCCUUUGCCUGAAAGCUGGGAAUUGAACAGUUGAUCUUGGAAAAAUUUCUUUGCCAAUCUCAUGUUACAAAAGUUCUCAGAAUGUUAGAAAAAAGGAAGGGCAAAAGGGAAAAAUUUGAAAACUGAACUUAAAGCACUUUAAUGAGUGAGCUGCCUGGGAUUGUACCCCUGUAGGAUUGGGAGCAAUGUUUUCUGCAUGUUUUGUACAAUAACUUUUAAUCUAAAAUGAUUUUUUGUGUGUUUGCUGCAAGUAUACUGACUGAAUAUACUGACUGACUGAACUGAAUCUGCUUUUGGUGUUGUGCAAAGAACCUGCCAAACCAAACAGGGUGUUAUCAUCUGACCCAUCCUCACAUUCCACUUACUGACACCGAAUGUUUACACGUUUCAUCAUGAGAUUCAAACGUCUGGUAGAUGCGCUUUACUCUCUUAAUGCCUCUUCCUCCUAGUUCAUGGUUCGUGAAUUUCAAGUUAUUUUCCACAUUUCACUGCUGAAUAUAAUGAAAAAACUAGUUUUUUUUGUAUAUCGCAGACAUAGGACUGUUAUGUGCUCACAUACUGGUGCCAUCUUUUAUUAGCUAACUUUGAGUUUUACAGGCGAGAGGAAAUUCAGAGAAUAUUGUAGACGCACAGAUUUAUGAGUGUGGCACAUGGCAUGCUCAAAAUCACACGUGGUUAAAUCUGAAGUGGCACAUAAGUGGUUUUUAGACAGAUAAGAUUAAUCUUCAUUACAUUAUAUCAGGGGUGUCAAACUUCCUCGUUUAGGUAAAAGACCAUGUUACCGUGUUUGAUGUCAAAUGGGCCAGACCUAAAAAAAAUCUGUUUUAUAUAUAUUAUAUGUACAUAUUGGAAGAAGACCAGGCUAUGUUUUUCCAGCAUUCAACUGUACAGUUCUGAUGAGUCUGUAGCCUCAGAUUCCUGUUUUCAGCUGAACCCAAAGUGGUCUUCUGCUGUAAAGAUUCGACGUGUUCUGAGAUGCUUUUCUGCUCACCACGGUCGUAAAGAGUGGUUAUUUGACUUACUGUAGACUUCCAGUCAGCUCAAACUGGUCCUGCCUAUCCUCCCUCUCAUCAACAAGGCAUUUCCAUUCAAAUAACUGCCACUAACAGGAUGUUUUUUGUUUUUUGCACCAUUCUGUGUAAACUCGACAGAUUGUUGUGUGUGAAACUCCCAGGAGAUCAGCACUUUCUAAAAUGCUCAAACCAGACCAUCAUGCCACAGUCAAAAUUACUGAGAUCAUUAACAAUCGUGUGUGUGUUACAACCUGGAACUGAAAUGUGUUUGUAUGUUUUGAACAGAGAAAUGCUCAAGAAGAAUCUUGCUGAUGAGGAAUUGCAUAUUGUUGGUACAUGUUAUUCUGAGCUGAUUGCUCUAUUUUUUCUCCCUAGUAGAAAAACAGAACCUAGCUCUUUUUAUUUCAAAUCUUCCAUGUUAAUUACGCUCCACAGUACAAUUUUAAUUUAAAACACGGCUUCUAACUUCAUUUGAGCCGUAUGUUUGACACCCCUGCGUUAUAUAAGAGUGUUAAUGAACUGUUUUGUGCGCAGUCUGAAUGCACUGAACAUUUUUACAACUCAGCAGACCUGUUUUCUAUGGAGAUUUGUAUUUUUAUACACUGGAAGGUAUAUUUUGUACUGUUCCGUUAUGUACCUUUCUCUUAUGUGGUUUGUGUUUAAUUUGUUAGAAGAUGUACAUUGUUAAAGACAAGGCAUUGACACAAAAUGCACAAAAAUAUGCAUGCUAUUAAUCUCACACUGUGUGGCAUUUGUAGCCUUUUAUUUCUGCUUCAUAUUUCAUGUUUCUUCUCUUUCCUGUUAUUCACUUGUAGUCUUUCUCGACCUGUCUGCUGUGUCAACACCUGACAUGCUCUGAGUCACUGACAGACUCAAGGUGAUCACCCACAUGCUCCCAUGAUGCACUGCUCAGUGGUGUGUCCAUUAAGCAUGACAGCAUGCACAUGUGCACUACAUAGUGGAUAUCACGAGCAUGGUAAAUGUACCUGAGCUACAUCAGCUCUUAACGGCUAAUUUCCUGUCUGCAGGGGUUGUUUAUUCUCUGUAUCAGUGUUUGCACAGCAGAGUUAAGGUGUUGUGUUUGGAUCUGCAUUUGAUGUGUCAUUGCUGGGAAAGGCAUGCCCGUAAGACAAGGCACUCCCUUUCAGCUUUUGAACUUUACUAGAAGUCAUGACUAACAGGAAUGGUCUUAUUGUGUUUUUCCACAGAGCAUCUUCACUACACAUUUUAAUAAUUUUUCUGUUUCAAAGGCUGCUCUCAUUAACGAAACCCAUCAACGGAUCUUUUGUGCCUCGUAAAAAAAUGGACGUUAAAAUAGCACCUUUUACCUGACAUGUUGCAAAACUGUAUUAAGAAUACGUUCUUUGCUUUAUUUAUGCCAAGCCAUGUGCAUUUAAUAAAUAAAAUAAGCAACCUGAA